Molecule: messenger RNA, 1305 nt
Organism: Trichophyton verrucosum HKI 0517
Lineage: Eukaryota; Fungi; Ascomycota; Eurotiomycetes; Onygenales; Arthrodermataceae
Exons: 2
Coding region: 1-1305 (434 amino acids)
Biological process (GO): intracellular protein transport; clathrin-dependent endocytosis
Cellular component (GO): AP-2 adaptor complex; cytoplasmic vesicle
Molecular function (GO): clathrin-cargo adaptor activity
Source: RefSeq, a predicted model, not a curated record
AUGCUGUCCGGUAUCCUCAUCUUUAAUCAGAAGGGCGAAAAUCUUAUAUUUCGCUCUUUUCGCAACGACUGCCGACCACGACUCGCAGACAUCUUCCGCAUCCAGGUGAUAUCGAAUGCGCAGGUCCGAUCUCCCAUAUUGACGCUCGGCUCAACGACGUUCAGCCAUGUCAAACAUGAGAAUAUAUAUUUGGUCGCAGUUACGAAGAGCAACGCGAAUGCCGCGCUCGUGUUUGAAUUCUUGUACAAAUUAAUAAUGCUGGGGAAGGGGUACUUUGGCAAGUUUGACGAGGAAGCAGUCAAGAAUAAUUUUGUGUUGAUUUAUGAAUUGCUGGACGAAAUCCUCGACUUUGGAUACCCGCAGAACACCGAGACGGAUACGCUGAAGAUGUAUAUAACUACCGAAGGAGUGAAGUCUUCCAUCGUUAACUCGGCCACCGAUUCCAGUCGUAUCACCAUGCAAGCAACCGGCGCAUUAUCGUGGCGACGAUCAGAUAUUAAGUACCGAAAGAAUGAGGCUUUUGUCGACGUGAUUGAGGACGUUAACCUUUUAAUGUCUGCCACCGGAACCGUGCUACGGGCGGACGUGAAUGGACAUAUAGUCAUGCGAACAUAUCUCAGCGGAACGCCAGAAUGCAAGUUUGGCCUUAAUGAUCGGCUCUUGCUAGAUAACGAUGAUGCCAAUGGCCUGCCCGGGAAACCAAGGACAACGCGGGCUGCGGCGGGCAGCGUUACCCUCGAAGACUGCCAGUUUCAUCAAUGUGUUAAGCUAGGCCAGUUUGAUGCUGACCGAAUCAUCUCUUUCAUCCCACCUGAUGGCGAGUUUGAGCUGAUGAGAUACCGAGCAACUGAAAACGUGAACCUGCCUUUUAAGGUCCAUCCUAUUGUCCGUGAAGUAGGUACCACAAAAGUCGAGUACAGCAUUGCUAUAAAGGCAAACUAUGGCCCAAAACUGUUUGCUACCAAUGUCGUUGUCCGGAUACCUACCCCACUUAACACAGCUAAGAUCACGGAGCGGACAACCCAGGGAAGGGCCAAGUAUGAACCAGAACAUAACAAUAUCGUCUGGAAAAUAGCGAGGUUUUCCGGUCAGAGUGAAUUUGUCCUUACGGCCGAAGCUACCUUGACCUCCAUGACACAGCAAAAGACCUGGAGCCGGCCGCCUCUCAGCCUUGCCUUCAGCUUGCUUAUGUUCACGAGCAGUGGGCUGUUAGUGCGCUAUCUGAAGGUGUUUGAAAAGGGGAACUACAGCAGUGUGAAAUGGGUGCGAUAUAUGACGCGUGCUGGAAGUUAUGAAAUACGGUAA